Molecule: messenger RNA, 3185 nt
Organism: Camelina sativa (false flax)
Lineage: Eukaryota; Viridiplantae; Streptophyta; Magnoliopsida; Brassicales; Brassicaceae
Source: RefSeq, a predicted model, not a curated record
UUACCCUCUGAGCCGUCUACGUUAAGCAGACUAGGGACAUUAAGAACGAAGGCUUUAGUCGGUCGUGUACUCCUCUCGACGACUCGAAUUUUCCCAAGAUUUCAAAUUCUCCAAAUCCAAAUUGAUGAUCCCACUCUUCCACAGAUAUUGAAAAGCCCUAAUUUUUUUGUUGAUCCUUAAGAAACAAAAAAAUCGCAGAUGGGUGCGAGCGAAUUUCGUUUCUUCCUCUCCUGCGAUAUCAAUUCGCCCGUCACUUUUCGUAUCGAGAAGCUUGAUGGUAACCUCCCCGUCAACAAAUCUACUGAUUCGGGAGUUGUCACAGUCGCAGAGGAGAAAAAACCAGAGCUUUACAUUGAGUGUGCAUUGUCUAUUGAUGGAGCUCCUUUUGGCCUUCCUAUGAGAACAAGAUUGAAAACUACAGGACCACCAUACUGCUGGAACGAACUCAUUACUCUAAGUUCUAAAUAUCGGGACUUGACUGCUCAUUCACAACUUGCUAUCACUGUAUGGGAUGUUUCGUGUGGUAAAACUGAGGGACUGAUUGGUGGGGCAACAGUCCUUCUUUUUAAUAGUAAAGGGCAAAUGAAAUCAGGAAAGCAGAAGCUCAGGCUCUGGCAGGGGAAAGAAGCGGAUGGUUCAUUUCCAACCUCUACUCCUGGAAAGGUUCCACGGCAUGAGCGUGGGGAGCUGGAGCGUUUGGAGAAGCUCAUGAAUAAGUAUGAGAGGGGGCAGAUCAAAAGCAUUGAUUGGCUGGAUCGACUUAUGUUGAAAUCCUUGGAUAAGAUCAAGGAACAGGAAAGCUCCAAACAUGGAAGCUCACAUCUGUUCGUGGUUAUUGAUUUCUGUAGUUUUGAGCAUCGAGUCGUAUUUCAGGAGUCUGGAGCCAAUUUGUUCAUAACUGCCCCAAUUGGUUCAACAAACGAAUUUGUUACCGUCUGGGAUACAGAACUGGGAAAGACUAAUCCUUCAGAGAACAAGCAACUAAAGCUGGCAAGGAGCUUGGAUCGUGGCAUAAUUGACAGGGAUCUCAAGCCAAGCAAUAUCGAGCGGAAAUCCAUACAAAGAGUUCUGAAAUAUCCGCCAACAAGGACACUGAGUGGAGAUGAAAGACAACUUCUUUGGAAGUUUCGUUUCUCUCUAAUGUCUGAAAAGAGAGCUCUAACAAAAUUUCUUCGGUGUGUGGAGUGGAGUGAUGUUCAGGUAAGUGAGUCUGGAGCCAAUUUGUUCAUAACUGCCCCAAUUGGUUCAACAAACGAAUUUGUUACCGUCUGGGAUACAGAACUGGGAAAGACUAAUCCUUCAGAGAACAAGCAACUAAAGCUGGCAAGGAGCUUGGAUCGUGGCAUAAUUGACAGGGAUCUCAAGCCAAGCAAUAUCGAGCGGAAAUCCAUACAAAGAGUUCUGAAAUAUCCGCCAACAAGGACACUGAGUGGAGAUGAAAGACAACUUCUUUGGAAGUUUCGUUUCUCUCUAAUGUCUGAAAAGAGAGCUCUAACAAAAUUUCUUCGGUGUGUGGAGUGGAGUGAUGUUCAGGAAGCAAAGCAAGCAGUUCAACUGAUGUACAAAUGGGAAAUGAUAGAUGUAUGUGAUGCUUUGGAGCUAUUGUCUCCUCUAUUUGAGAGUGAAGAGGUUCGAGCUUAUGCUGUUAGUGUAUUGGAAAGAGCUGAUGAUGAAGAGCUUCAGUGUUACUUGCUUCAACUUGUUCAGGCUCUCCGUUUUGAACGCUCUGAUAGAUCUUGCCUUUCUCAAUUUCUUGUCCAACGGGCAUUACAGAAUGUUGAGUUGGCCAGUUUUCUCCGUUGGUAUGUCGCUGUGGAACUUCAUGACCAUGUCUAUGCCAAGCGAUUUUACAGCACAUAUGAGUUACUCGAGGAGAACAUGAUCAAGCUGCCGCCUGGGGAUAACGGAGAAGAUGGAUACAAAUUGUGGCAAAGUUUGGUGCGUCAAACAGAAGUGACUGCUCAGUUAUGUUCCAUUACACGAGAAGUGAGAAAUGUUCGUGGAAAUACCCAGAAAAAAAUUGAGAAGCUCAGGCAGCUUUUAGGUGGACUCCUUAGCGAACUCACCUACUUUGAAGAGCCUAUUCGAUCACCACUUACCCCUAGUGUUAUCAUAAAGGGGAUUGUGGCAGGAGAAUCAACACUCUUUAAAAGUCAAAUGCAUCCUCUGCGCCUUACUUUCCGAACAGAAGAUGAAGGAAGUUGCAAAAUUAUAUUUAAGAAGGGAGAUGAUCUCCGGCAAGACCAACUGGUUGUGCAGAUGGUUUGGCUCAUGGAUAGACUGCUUAAGCUAGAAAAUCUUGAUCUGUGCCUAACGCCCUAUAAGGUGUUAGCAACUGGACACGACGAAGGAAUGUUGGAAUUCAUACCAUCCCGUUCUUUGGCUCAGAUUCUCUCAGAGCACCGCAGCAUAACAAGUUAUCUGCAGAAGUUUCAUCCUGAUGAGCAUGCGCCUUUCGGGAUAACAGCCACUUGUCUUGAUACAUUUAUAAAAAGCUGUGCUGGCUAUUCUGUGAUUACAUAUAUACUUGGGAUUGGAGACAGACACCUGGACAACCUCCUCCUUACAGAUGAUGGUCGUCUUUUCCACGUUGAUUUCGCUUUCAUUCUCGGUAGAGAUCCUAAACCAUUCCCUCCACCUAUGAAACUCUGCAAAGAGAUGGUGGAAGCCAUGGGCGGAGCAGAGAGCCAAUACUACACAAGGUUCAAAUCCUACUGUUGUGAAGCAUACAAUAUUCUCCGGAAAUCGAGCAACCUUAUCCUGAAUCUGUUUCACCUCAUGGCGGGUUCUACUAUCCCUGAUAUAGCUUCAGACCCGGAAAAGGGCAUUCUCAAACUACAAGAAAAGUUUAGGCUUGAUAUGGACGACGAAGCAUGCAUCCACUUCUUUCAAGACCUGAUAAAUGAAAGUGUAAGCGCGUUGUUCCCACAAAUGGUUGAAACUAUACACAGAUGGGCUCAAUACUGGCGUUGAAACCAACAGAGUUUAACUUCUACCGUGUUAACACAUCAAAAAUUUGUAGAUGCAUUUACUUUCCUCACGUGAAUACACCAGAAGGUUUGAUUUCUGUUCUUUGCUUUUACACCCACUUUUAAAACUGUAUCUGUAAAUAAUCUCUCGUUAACCUUGAAACUUAAUGCUUGGACAUCUUUCGAUAAUUAUGAAACGGCCCCAGAUAUUUUGGA